Messenger RNA from Chionomys nivalis (European snow vole), 2057 nucleotides. RefSeq names its product serine/threonine-protein kinase Chk2-like. Gene Ontology annotation, cellular component: cytoplasm; nucleus. Gene Ontology annotation, molecular function: protein serine/threonine kinase activity; ATP binding; protein binding. Lineage: Eukaryota; Metazoa; Chordata; Mammalia; Rodentia; Cricetidae. The transcript is spliced from 14 exons. The record is from RefSeq and is a predicted model, not a curated record. Gene Ontology annotation, biological process: mitotic DNA damage checkpoint signaling; protein phosphorylation.
GUUUGUGGCUCCAGGUGUUCUUUCGCGGUUGGACAUGAAGAAUCAGCAGUUCCCCAGCAGCGCUUCCUCAAAGGCCCAUGGUGGUGGUGCCUGUUCCCAGUCCCAAGGUGGCACUUUCUCUCCAUUGCACGAUCUCUCCUCACAGUCUCCAGGCACAUCCAGUUCCUCCACCAGCACAGUGCCAUCUUGCAGCCAGUCCUCACAUUCCAGCUCUGGGACGCUGAGCUCUUUAGAGACAGUGUCCACUCAGGAACUCUGUUCUAUUCCUGAGGACCAAGAACCUGAGGAUCCUGGUCCUGUCCCAUGGGCUCGGUUAUGGUCUCUUCAGGAUGGAUUCUCCAAUCUAGACUGUGUUAGCGACAACUACUGGUUUGGGAGGGAUAAAAGCUGUGAGUAUUGCUUUGAUGGACCACUGCUGAGAAAGACCGAGAAGUAUCGGACGUACAGCAAGAAGCACUUCCGCAUCUUCAGGGAAAUGGGCCCUAAAAAUUCUUACAUUGUGUAUAUAGAAGAUCACAGUGGGAAUGGAACCUUUGUAAACACUGAGCUCAUAGGGAAAGGAAAACGCCGUCCUUUGAGUAACAACUCUGAAAUCGCACUUUCUUUGUGUAGAAAUAAAGUUUUUGUAUUUUUUGAUCUGACUGUAGAUGAUCAGUCAGUUUAUCCUAAGGAAUUAAGAGAUGAAUACAUCAUGUCAAAAACUCUUGGAAGUGGUGCUUGUGGGGAGGUAAAAAUGGCUUUUGAGCGGAGAACUUGCAGGAAAGUAGCCAUAAAGAUCAUCAGCAAACGGAAGUUUGCUCUCGGCUUGUCGAGAGAAGCAGACAUGGCUCCCAGUGUUGAAACUGAAAUAGAAAUUUUGAAAAAACUGAAUCAUCCAUGCAUCAUCCAGAUUAAAGAUGUUUUUGAUGCAGAAGAUUAUUACAUUGUUCUGGAGUUGAUGGAAGGUGGAGAGCUCUUCGACCGGGUGGUGAGCAAACGCCUGAAGUAAGCAACCUGCAAGCUCUAUUUCUACCAGAUGCUUUUGGCUGUACAGUACCUUCACGAAAAUGGGAUUAUACAUCGGGACCUAAAGCCAGAGAAUGUUCUUUUGUCUUCUCAAGAAGAGGGCUGCCUUAUCAAGAUCACUGAUUUUGGACAGUCCAAGAUUUUGGAGGAGACAUCACUGAUGAGAACUUUAUGUGGUACGCCCACUUAUCUGGCUCCUGAGGUUCUUGUCUCCAAUGGGACUGCUGGGUACAGCCGUGCGGUAGACUGCUGGAGCUUAGGAGUUAUUCUUUUCAUCUGCCUUAGUGGGUAUCCGCCUUUCUCUGAGCAUAAGACUCAAGUGUCACUGAAGGAUCAAAUCACCAGUGGAAAAUACAACUUUAUUCCUGAAGUCUGGACAGAUGUUUCAGAGAAGGCUCUGGACCUUGUCAAGAAACUGUUGGUUGUGGAUCCAAAAUCUAGGUUUACCACUGAGGAAGCCUUGAAUCAUCCAUGGCUACAGGUGGAGUGAGCUGGGCUGUGUUCCAGCCAUUUUUCACCUUCAAUCAAGAAAUCUGGGGCAGGUCCAGGAAGGCAGUCUCCCUGAGGGAACCCAGUCACUUCCUGAGCCAGGUGGUUAUGUUUUAAAGGGUCUCACUCUUGUUCCUAGUGAGCCAGCAUGCCCUUAGUGCAGGCUGUCACCUGCACCCUUUUAGUUUGCGUGAUGUCUGUGUUCACACAUCCCUGUCGCUGUGAGAUUUUUGUGCCAAGCUCAUUCAAAGCUGCUGUCAGAGCAUCUAUGACUUUGGGAGAUUAAUUGCUGGCUUGGAGUUAAUUAACUGGAGUAUCCAGCAGUAUCUACCAGUAUUUUGGUAGAUGUGAUUCUGCUGCUCAGCUUUGCCACACUUUGCUGUGAACUCCUUAUGGCUUCUGUUUGGUCUUGGGUGACGUUACCUUCCAUGGUUCUCUGUUCCCGGGACACCUUGAAAAAACAAGUGUCCCUGUUAGUCUUCUGGGACUCUGGAAGAUUGUCCACUUUCUCACUUGUAAUUCUCCACACCUAAGUUUUGAUCAGACCUGCUCAAGUUGAGAAC